Tachysurus vachellii is the source of this 7256-nucleotide messenger RNA. It is a transcript of the gene znf609b, whose product is annotated as zinc finger protein 609b. The transcript is spliced from 9 exons. The record is from RefSeq and is a predicted model, not a curated record. Gene Ontology annotation, cellular component: nucleus. Gene Ontology annotation, biological process: regulation of transcription by RNA polymerase II. Bases 638 to 4771 code for a protein of 1377 amino acids. NCBI's taxonomy places the organism in Eukaryota, Metazoa, Chordata, Actinopteri, Siluriformes, Bagridae.
GAAGGAGACAGAGAGCGGACGGACGGGACAGAGACCGGGAUUCGGCGCGUGCUCUAAACCUAUAGAUUGAUUUUCUUUUUUUACACACAUAUAUAUUUAUGUGUAUAUAUAAUACAGAGAGAGAGAACGAAACCGAAUAUGAAUAAUUCUAGUUUGAGAAAGAAACCGACGCUGCACGAUGUGGGAUUUAUUUAAUCCGAGGAUGAAAGGGAACGCUUUGAUUCCGGUGUGAGCUCGAGGCGCCGUUUUCCGUUUCGUGUGAACGGUGAUCCUGAAGAGCGCCAUGGCUGCGAUCCAGCGCGUCUCCGGCCUUCCCUGUGUGUGAGUGCUGGCCUCCGUGUGCUGGACGCCGUGCCGCGCCUCGCCUCGUGCUGCUCCCGGAUCCUUCAUCGUUAUUAUUAUCUACAUUUUCUCUUAUUGUCGUCUAAAGACACCUUUUUUUUUCCUUCUACCUUCAUCUAUGGAAUGUACACAAGUGUUACAGUCUGGAUAGGAGUUUGUUAUGACCGGGGGCAAGAUGUGGGUGUUUGGGAACUUGGUAUCGAUACGUUGAGGCCACUGUUUCCCCUACUCCCCACCCCCUGGAAGUCUGAGCAAUCAGACGUCGCAGUGACAGACUCGGGGAGCUGGCACUAAAAUGUCCCUAAGUGGUGGCACUGCAGGCGGGAAAGGUGUGGACUCGAAUGCGGUGGACCCUUAUGACAGCGGUGAUGAGUGGGACAUCGGCGUCGGCAAUCUGAUCAUCGACCUCGAAGCUGACUUAGAGAAGGACAAACUCGAGAUGUCUGGCUCCAAGGAGGCGGGGGGAAUGGCAGCUCCGCCCAGCGCCGUCGCUGCUCUGCCCGACAAUAUCAAGUUCGUGAGCCCCGUCGGCGCUCCUCAAGGCAAAGAGAGCAAAUCGAAAUCAAAGCGCAACAAGAACUCCAAGGACAAUAGCACCAAGUCUCCGGCGGGAGACGGCAUGAAAAAAGAGCACCAGGGACGAACCCAAGUGGAGGUUACUGGUACGACAGGUAGUUCAGGAGGCCCUGGGAACGCCACGCCUGGCAAAGGCAUGGAAAAGAGUGGGAAAGCAGCCCGCAGCGUUCCAAAUAGCAAAAAGGACAAGGAGGUAUCGAGCGGGAAAAGCAAGAAGGAGAAAAGCGAAGGAGCGGUCGCCGUGGUCGCGAUCGAGAAGGAGGUCGCUGCUAACGUUCAAGCACUUGGGAGCAAUACGCGCAGCGCCUCCUUCGACAGUACUCAGAACGUGGACUUGGCCGUGACGGAGCCACACGGGAAUAAUGCCCUGGAAUCUGUAGGAAUAGUACCGCUGUCCAUUAAAUCGGAACCCGAGGACAUGGAUAACGGCGAGUGCCGACCAUUAAAGAAAGUGAAGAACGAAAAGAUGGAGUCUCCGGUGUCUACGCCGGCCCCGCCUCCGCUCCACCUUUUAGCCUCGGUGGGAAACAGCGACAUUGCCUCACCGUGUGAGCAGCUGAUGGUGCGGACGCGAUCGGUGGCAGUCAAUACGUCCGACGUGGCGCUGAGCACAGAGCCUGAGUGCCUGGGGCCUUGCGAGCCUGGAACAAGCGUCAACCUGGAGGGCAUUGUGUGGCAAGAAACCGAGGACGGGAUGCUGGUGGUUAACGUGACAUGGCGGAACAAAACGUAUGUCGGAACGCUGCUGGACUGCACGCGCCACGACUGGGCUCCGCCGAGGUUUUGUGAAUCCCCGACAAGCGACCUGGAGAUUAGGCCUGGGCGUGGGCGAGGUAAGAGAAUGCGUCCCAAUAGCAACACCCCAGUCAAUGAGAACAGCAACUCCUCUGACAACAAGGGCAGCAACAGUAGCAAGACCAGAGCUGGCUCUAACAGCAAGGCCCGACGUGGCAGUCAGAACUCUUCUGAGCGAAGGACCCCACCUAAUAGCAACACGGAGGAUGUCAAGGCCAGCCCCUCCUCGGCCAGCAAGCGGAAAAACAAGCCUGUUUCCGACAUGGAACCGAAUUCCAGUUCUGAGGACACUAAAGGCAACAAGCGUAUGCGCACUAACUCUAAUAGUGUAGUAACCUCUUCUGGACUCUCGCUCCCCAACAUUAAGACUGAGUGUCUUCCACCUCCUCUAGACCGUAAUUGCCCCUCACCAGUACUUAUAGACUGCCCGUACCCCAACUGCAACAAGAAGUAUAAGCACAUCAAUGGCCUGAAGUAUCACCAGGCUCGUGCUCAUAACGACGACGAUAUUAAACUGGACAUGGACGGGGACAGUGAGUAUGGGGAAGAGUCCUCUCUUCACCCUGAACCAGGGAGCUGUAAUGGGGCAUCGGUUUCCCAGAAAGGGUCCCUUUCACCAGCACGCUCAGUCACUCCGAAAGGAAGAGGAUUCGAUGCGCACAGUUCAUCUCCUUCCCCAGGGAAAUUUGGCUCCAAGCCAAAGAAGAAGAACGGAGAAACAGAUGCGGAGGCUUGUGGCAUUCCCAUGGAUGGCUGUGAGGAUGGGCCUUCUCUCACUGAUGAUGCCAGUAAUGAUGGCAUGGAGGACAAGAAGUCCAAAAAGUCCAGCAGCAAGCCUGAUAAGCUUGCCCAGAAGAACAUGAAAUCCUCUAGGCCAAUGGCUCCAGGCAUGCCCUCACAGCAGAUGUACUCUUUACAGCCAACACCAUUCAGCUCUGGGAGUCCCAGUCAUCCCCCAGGAAUGAGUUCAAUGAUUCAAGGCAUUCCCAAAAGCCCGCAACUUAAAGGCAUUCAGCCUAAGCCAGGUCUGCCUGGAGACUCAUCCCCUAUGAGCCAGGUCCUAGGGAGCUCAAAGGACAAAAAGAAAAAGGAUAAGAAAAAGAAGGAGCCUGGUAAAGAGGGCGACAGUCCCAAGCCUUCCGGUAAAAGCGGGAAAGCUGAAGAUGGGAAGAGCCCCUACUCCGAGUCUAGUGACCCUGGAAGCAGAAGUGAAGGCCAUCUAAAUGGUUCUUCAGACCUUCAUCAGAGUCGCCUAGCUAGCAUUAAGGCUGAGGCAGACAAGAUCUACAGCUUUACAGACAAUGCUCCCAGUCCAUCAAUUGGCGUGGCUAGUCGUAUGGACAGUAGUGGGCAGCCUCUCACUCCUCUUCAUGUUGUUACUCAGAAUGGGGCUGAUAACUCUUCGGUGAAGACGAACAGCCCCGCAUACUCCGAUAUCUCUGAUGCUGGAGAGGAUGGUGAGGGAAAAGUGGAGGGUGUAAAGACUAAGGUAGAAGAUCAGUCUGUAAGGGAAGGAGCCAAAAAGGCCCUCUUUCCAUCUCAGGCAACCAAUAAAGAGUCACCUUAUUAUGCUAGCUAUGACAAUUACUACUCUCCGAACUACACUCACCCUAGCCCUGGUGGUGCUAGUACUGGUGGUCCACUGCCAGAUGGCCAAACUGUAAAGAUAAAAAAAGAGGAAGAGCAAGAACCGAGUGAAGAGAAGGCAAAGCCAGAGGUUCAGGAGGAACGUAAAAUAGAGGCUGCCUCCUGCCAGCCACAGCAGCAACAGCAGCAAGCCUCGGUCAUCCAGCAACGGCCAAACAUGUACAUGCAGCCUCUUUACUAUGGCCAAUACUACGUUCCCCCAUAUGGUUACCCAGACCAGGUGUAUCACAACCAUCUCAUGAACACUAAUCCAGCCUACAGGCAGCAGUAUGAAGAGAGGCAGAGACUAAUGGCAGAGCAGCACAGAGCAGCCAAGAACGAGGCUGGCAUGAAAGAGAGAGAAGCUUCCAUGAAGGACGACUGGAAACAAAAGGGUCCUGUUCCCCCCGGACUUAAAAAAGCCCCAAGUCUGUCUGACCUGGGAAAGCCACAGGCACCCAGCAAGCAGAGGGACUCGUCUUCUGAGCCAGCCAAGUCUGUAAUCAUCCCCAAAGGGGAGGAAGCUAAGCACCAGCCCCAGCAGGCUGAAGGUUUAAAGGUGAAGCUCAGUGAAGGUGGCCAUCAUGGCAAAGAGGACGCUGGUAAACCAGGAAUGGAGUUGGCAAGGCCCAGCAUGGAGCAGUCCAUGUGGUACAGACAGUACCCUGAGAACCAAAGGCAGGUCGAGGAGGAGCGUGAGCGUGACCGAGACAGAGACCGAGAGAGGAAGAGCAAAGAUGAGAGAUCACGAACUAAGGAGUUGAGUAGUAAGGACGAGAGCAAGGAGAGCAGUGAUCGUUCGUCUGCUCUUGCCUCUGAGGACUACAGAGGUGCCGGGAAAGACCCUCGGUCAAACGCUCACAUGCCUUUCUCCUCUGCACUGGCCCAGCAACAACCUUACAUGCACUAUAUGCAUGGAUAUCCGUACGGGCAAGGGUACGACCCCAACCACCCUGGGUACAGAGGAAUGCCAUCAGUCAUGAUGCAGAAUUACCCAGGGUCCUAUCUGCCUGCCGCUUACCCGUUCUCGCCUUAUGGCGGUAAGAUGGGCGGAGGUGAGGAAGGCGAGAAAUCCCGUUCAAGCCCUACAGUCAGCAGCAAGUCAUCCUCUGAGGCCAAGGCUCUGGACAUCCUGCACCAACACGCCAACCAGUACAAAAGCAAAUCACCCACGGUCAGCGAUAAGGCGGCACACGAGCGAGGAGGGGCAGAACGAGAGAGGGACCGUGAGAGAGAAAGGGAACGUGAUCGAGAAAUGGAUCGGCCGCGUUCGUCUCCCUCACAGCGAAUCAUGCAGUCUCAUCACCACCUGGGCUACCCACUCGUACCUGGCCAGUACGACCUGUCUUAUGCUACAGGUCUACCCUCGUCAGCUAUUGUUGCCAGUCAGCAAGCUGCAGCCCCCUCCCUCUACCCACCAGCACGGAGGUGAGAACGGGAACCGUGACUGACUCGACCUCAUCUUUACAAAUACGACAUGUGACUGGAUCACAUGGGGAAGUAUAUGGAGUUCAUUUAGACAUCAGUUGAAUGGUGUUUCUAUAUUUUUUGUUGUUUAUUAUUAUUAUAAUUUUUUUGGUUUCUGCCGGAAUGUGUGGCAGACCGAUGUUUUCUUAGCAUCCGUACCUCGUUACCCCACUGAGGACUGUGAGACCAGGUUCAAAAGCCAUCUUGCUGCCCCACCUCGCCCAGCCGGCUACUGAACUCUCUCUGUGAACUAGCAAGGAGUCGUUUGGGGGAAGAAAGAGGAAAAAAAAAACCCCAAAACGAAACAAAAAUAAAACCUCAACUCGUGAGAAUGUUGGACUGCAUAACACUCCCACGCCGCAGGUUGUGCUCGGGUGUUGAGGCGCAGACCGGUGGGUCAAAUAAGAUUAAAAAAAAAAAGACUGAACAUAUAUUAUCAUGUUGAAAUGGUUGAAGUGUUUUUUUUUUUUUUUGUUUUGUUUUGUUUUCUUUUUUUCCUGAGUGCACCUCUUCUUCCUCCUCCUCUUCCUCGCUGAAGCAUCUUUGACUUUUCACAACGGUUGCGUUUUAAAUUCCCUAAACAUGUCUGACUGGUGGCAGUUCUCAUCUAGUUCUCAUCGCCACAUGCCUCAAGACUGCUUUUUAAUUUUUUAUUGUAUUUUUUUUCUCCUGUUUUCAGGAGGGCUGGGGGUUGUUUUUUUUUUGGUCCAGAUUACAGUUCACACUUUCAUGCAGAGAAAACGCCCGCGUCCGUCUUACUUAACGCGUUCCUUUUUUAGGUUUACGGAUCAAGAUGGAAAUUUGUUUUUUGAAUAAGUAUUUAUUAAAUUGUCGGGCUGGUCGAGCUUGUCCAGUCGAGCGCAUGGCCAGUCCUGCAGAAGCAGUGUUGAGUGUGUUAGACAUGGAGGUCAUGCAGAAACCCAGCGAAACAUCUCGCCUUGUGCUCGUUGCUAAGCUGCUAUAUUUCUAGAGAGCUUUGAUUUUGUUUUCUCUCUCUCUCUCUUUCUCUCUCUCUCUCUCUCCCCACUGUCAGGCGUACUAACUCUUAACUCGACUAGUCAGUGAUGUGACGACAAAUUAUUAUUAUUAUUAUUUUUUUUUGUUUGUUUGUUUGUUUUUACGACACAGUGUGACACCUUUCGUGGGAAGAUUAGUUAGGGAUCCGUGUCGUUGUCGUGAUGUGCUGCUCUACCGUGUUGCAAAAGUGUCAGAGCUUGAUUUAUUUUUAUUUUUUAUUUUUUUUUAAAUGCUAUUUUAUUUACAUAACCCCUUCUUUUUUAAAAAAAAAAAAAAAAAAAAACCGGCGUGUGUCGUGGCUCAGCAUGGUGUACUUAUAGCACUAGAAAUGUGACGGUGUCUUCUCAGGCAAAGCUUAUCUUUUUCGUUUUGUUCCUUCACUUUUUACCCCCGUUUGUUUUUGUUUUGCCUGUUUUUUGUUUUUUUUGUAUUGUUAUCUCGCUCUGCACACACAAUAUGGUGUCUGUAUAUGAUGUACAGAGGAAUUAUUUUAAAAAUGCGACUGGGGAACCAUCGUUUUUUAUGGUGUUCAGUGCUUUAUAAGAUGUUCUAAAACUCUGAGGUCUCUCUUUUUGGUUUCGUUUGCUCUCUUCCUCUCUUUAACACCUCUGUACUGAUGUCCUAACACCUUUUUGUUGUUGGUUUUAAUUAAUCUGAGCAGGACCCAUCUCUGUUAGCGCAACGUCAGGACUUCAGGCGCUCUUCACACCCGAAACAUCGUUCUAGAAAUCUUUUGUGAAAGGAACAGCAGGGGUUUUUUGUCGUGACUUUUCUCAGAGAGAUUCUAAGCGAAUAAGCCACAUGCGCAUUCAGGUUCACUAAUAAAAGUCUUCUUUUCUUUUUUUUUCUCAUGUCCUCAGUCUUGUGAAAUUUCUCAGUAGUGCUCUUAAUCAUCCUCCGCAGCCGUACGCCGUCAGCCGAUCAACGCCGCUCAAUUUCAGGUGCGUUUAGUUCGGCUUAAUUGACGCAAGGCAAUAAGGUUGUAAUGAAAGCAGUUGGUCCACACGCGGAUUUUUGGCCUCCUGUCCUCUGUAAAACCUCUCGAAUGGUGCUUGACCUUGAACUUUGAUUAUCUCUGUUGUGAAAGCUGUGCACUUUUGCAUGGUUUGCAUCAUUCUUCACACUGGACUCCAUCCCUUCUACCCUCCCACCAGAGUAAGCGUGCUCCGCCCUCGUCUCUGGCCCAGCGAGACCGUUUCUACACAGUAUCAGUCACUGGUACUAAAAGGAUGUUUACAUUUUUUUUAAUGGUUGCGUUUUAAAUAAUUCCUCGGCCGUGUCGCUCAGAUCCUCCAGCUUCCUCCUGGACUGUCCUCUUAUAUGUAAAGUGUACAUUACCAUGUUUCCUUUUUUUUUUUAUUUUAUUUUAUACAAUACUGCAACUUGCCUUUGUACAUUUAGGCAAAAAAAUAAAUCUUUUUAUGAGACAAUCA